Episyrphus balteatus (marmalade hoverfly) is the source of this 4493-nucleotide messenger RNA. RefSeq names its product bifunctional heparan sulfate N-deacetylase/N-sulfotransferase (gene sfl). The transcript is spliced from 5 exons. Gene Ontology annotation, cellular component: Golgi apparatus. Lineage: Eukaryota; Metazoa; Arthropoda; Insecta; Diptera; Syrphidae. Gene Ontology annotation, molecular function: deacetylase activity; heparan sulfate N-sulfotransferase activity. The record is from RefSeq and is a predicted model, not a curated record. The coding region runs from base 603 to 4028 and encodes 1141 amino acids.
AAAGAAAUUUUUGACAAAAAGUCAAAAAGUCUAAAAAUUAUAAGUGUUGAAAAAGAGAAAGGAUAUUUUAAUUUAAUUUUUAUUAAAAUUUUUAAUUUAUACUCCUUGUAUACCAAUAAAAAAAAAAAAUAUAUAUCAAUCCUUAUAUAUAUUUAUAAAAAUUAGUGUUAAAAUAAAGCUUUAAAUUUUAUUCAUUUCUGUGCCGUACUUAAUUUAAUAUUUAAACAAAAAUAAGAAAAAAACACUAUACAAACGAAACGCACAAAAAAUCAAGAUUUUAUCAUUUUUGUUUUAAGAGAAAACAAAAUUAACUGUAUUCCAAGUAAAGACGAAAAGUAAAAAAAAAAGGAAGAAAAAUAAAUCUUGUGCCAUAAAAUUUAAGUACUGUCAACGAGCCAAAGCAUUCUCCAAAAAAAAAACGAAAAAAAAAUAAAAAACCUACAUCCUUAUCGUGAAGACGAAAAAUAAACUCCUGCUGAGAGAGGCUAUUUACUACCCCCUUCUCCCCCAAAAACGUCCAUCACUUCUUAUUGACAAGAGAACGACGAGUUAAAGAGAGAGAGAGAGAAAAGAAGAAGGGUAAAAAUCAACUUUCCAUCAUCAUGACUAUUUCCGAAAAGUCUCCAUUAUGGGAUUCCAAUAGCCAACAUAAUCACCACCACCAGCAGCAGCAGCAGCAAACUUCCUCCGGAGAAACACUAUCAUCAUCCUCAGGAGCAUCAUCGCCAUCACCGACAGCAUCACCGUUGUUACAACUGCCUUCAACAAAUAGCAGUAGUAGCGCAAGUAGUAACUCCAGCAGUAACUCCACUCUAAAGCAGCAUCAAAAGAACAGCAGCAGAAGGAAACGAGGUCCUGCGUCCUUGGUGGUGGCCCAACAACAAGAGCAUGCGGCGGGGGGAUCAUCAGCAGAAGCACGUUUAACAUCACAUCAGCAGCAACCAUCAAAUUCGUCAGUACCUGGGAGGUCUCAGAAAUAUGAAAAAAUCGACAACAGCACUACGACCACCCAUGGAUCGCCGCCAUCAUCGUCAUUGCCAUCGAAUACCACUUUUGCCACCCCCAGCCAAAGCCAAUUGAACGUCCAAUCUCAAUCACCCUUAUUCGGGGGUGGCUAUUCCACCAAAUUGCCAUACGACUGCGAAUCCGGAAUGUUGACACCACACAUACGGACGGCAUCGUCGUCAUCGUUAUCGAUAACGUCUUCGACGGCAAGUCUGCUGCCAGUGCCAUCUGGUGGUGGUGGUGGUGGUUGUGUGAGUUCUGGUCAUCAUAGUAAUGGAAAAUAUUGUGGAAAUGGUUCUGCCAACAACAACAAUGGUAACGGUAACAGUUCGAACAACUUCGGUAGUAGCAGUUUUUCAUCGCUUGGAUGUUGCAAUAUAAUUACACGCUGCUGCAUCGGAUUGCCACUGUUGAAGGCGAUAAAUGUGCGAAGAUGUGUGCUGGCGUUGUUGGCUAUAACUGUGGUAACAAUUUUCUACUACACACAUUACUUCGACACGGGUGUAUUUGUGGGAUUCAUUCAUCGUGACACCCGACCGGCCCCAUUAAUUCAUUGUCGAUUACUCAAUGAUAAACAUAUAUUGGGAUCAUCACAAACACCAGACCACCGUUCAGAAGCUCGCCUACGAAUCGAUCCAAAAGUGUUGGUUUUUGUCGAAACCACAUAUUCCCAAUUGGGUCGAGAUAUUGCUGAGCUAUUAGUCUACAAUCGGAUAAAGUACAAAACAGAAGUUGCUGGCAAAAGCCUGCCGGUGCUAACCAACCUCGACAAAGGACGUUACGGUGUCAUUGUGUUCGAGAACCUGGACAAAUACCUGCACAUGGAUAAAUGGAAUCGUGAGCUGCUGGACAAAUACUGCCGCGAGUAUUCGGUCGGCAUUGUUGGCUUUGUCAGUCCAAGCGAGGAGUCCCUAGUCGCUGCCCAACUGCGCGGCUUCCCCCUGUACAUACACACAAACUUACGACUGCGAGAUGCCAGUCUAAAUCCAGCGUCACCAGUCCUCCGACUGACACGUGCCGGCGACACAGCAUGGGGCGCAUUGCCCGGUGACGAUUGGGCCGUAUUCCAACAUAAUCAUUCCACCUACGAGCCGAUUGAGUGGGCUCAACGCAAUAACCAAGAUUAUCCCUCGGAUGGAGGCCAGGUGCAACUCCCACUUAGCACUGUGCUGCAGGACCACGGCCACCUGGACGGCAUACAGCGGGUGCUCUUUGGCAGCAGUUUGCGAUUCUGGUUGCAUCGGUUGUUGUUCUUGGAUGCUCUUUCGUACCUGAGCCACGGGCAGCUUAGUUUAAGUUUGAAUAGAAUGAUCCUGGUCGAUAUAGACGACAUAUUUGUGGGUGAGAAGGGUACCCGUUUGCGGCCGGACGAUGUUCGGGCUUUGAUAGCCACCCAACAGCAUAUAGCCGCUUUAGUUCCUGGAUUUAAGUUCAAUCUGGGAUUUUCAGGGAAAUACUAUCACCAUGGGACUAGAGAGGAAAAUUUGGGCGAUGAUUUCUUGUUGCAUAACGUCAAGGAGUUUAAUUGGUUUUCGCAUAUGUGGAAGCAUCAGCAGCCGCAUUUGUAUGACAACAUCACAAUGUUGGUUAAUGAAAUGCUUCUAAACUAUGCCUUUGCCAAAGAACAUCAUAUACCAACUGAUUCGGGCUAUUCUAUAUCGCCACAUCAUUCAGGCGUUUAUCCAGCCCAUGAAGUUCUCUAUGAAGCAUGGAAGAAAGUCUGGAAUAUAAAAGUCACCUCGACUGAGGAAUAUCCUCAUUUGAGACCAGCCCGCCUCCGUCGUGGAUUCAUCCACCGAAACAUAAUGGUCCUGCCACGACAAACCUGCGGUCUCUUCACUCACACCAUGUACAUUGAUCGAUAUCCAGGCGGUAGGGAUAAACUAGACGAGUCCAUCCAAGGUGGUGAACUCUUCCAGACAAUCGUCUAUAAUCCCAUCAACAUCUUCAUGACACACAUGUCCAAUUACGGUUCAGAUCGUUUGGCCUUGUAUACCUUCGAAUCAGUUAUAAAGUUCCUUCGUUGUUGGACAAAUUUAAAGUUGAGUUCAGCUCCACCAGUCCAACUUGCCGAAAUGUACUUCCACCUGCAUCCGGAAGAAGCGGAUCCAGUGUGGGGUAAUCCAUGUGACGAUCCACGCCAUAUCAAAAUCUGGUCGAAGAACAAGAGUUGUGAUUCUUUGCCAAAAUUUCUAGUCAUUGGUCCACAGAAGACCGGUACCACCGCUUUAUAUACAUUCCUAAGUAUGCACACGGCAAUAGCUAGCAAUGUGCCGAGUCCUGAUACCUUUGAAGAGAUUCAAUUCUUCAAUGGGAAUAAUUAUUAUAAGGGACUGGACUGGUAUAUGGAGUUCUUUCCGAUUGAAGCCAAUACCACGACAAAGUAUAUGUUUGAAAAGUCAGCGACAUACUUUGAUGGAGAUGUUGUCCCUAAACGUGCACAUGCUUUGCUGCCGCAUGCCAAGAUAGUCACUAUACUGAUAUCACCGGCUAAAAGGGCGUAUUCUUGGUAUCAACAUACUCGAGCUCAUGGAGACUUGAUUGCCAAUAAUUUUAGCUUCUAUCAGGUAAUUACAGCAAGUGAUUCAGCACCAAAAGCCCUUAAAGACCUACGAAAUCGUUGUCUGAAUCCGGGUAAAUAUGCACAGCACUUGGAACGCUGGCUGGCCUAUUAUCAACCGCAGCAGGUGCAUAUAAUCGAUGGUGAACAAUUGCGCCUGAAUCCAAUCGAUGUGAUGAAUGAACUCCAACGAUUCCUGAAAAUUCAACCACCAUUCGAUUAUUCGAAUCACUUGCGCUAUGAUCUGAAGAAAGGAUUCUUCUGUCAGGCAAUUGGCGAGAAGAGGAAUAAAUGUCUGGGGAAAUCAAAGGGACGGCAAUAUCCAUCGAUGGAUGAGCGAAGUGCAAAACUCCUGCAAAGAUAUUACCUCAGUCACAAUACGGCCUUAGUUAAGCUUCUAAAAAAACUUGGCUCUCGACCAAUUCCACAAUGGCUCAAAGAUGAUCUAUCAACAGUAUCGUGAUAGCACGCAAAACGGCGUUCUAGCCAUAAUAAUAAUAAUAAUCACCACGAUCGUUACGUUAACAAACGAAAACGACGUCAACAUCGUAAAUUAAGAAAACAUCCAAAAAAGAUUCUACACCACCAUCACCAGCAGCUGCCGUUGAUUGUAGAUUCUAUAUAAAAAAAUAAAAUACAAACAAAAAAUGUAAUAAAAAAUGAAAGCAGCUAAAAAAUACAUACACACACACAUUAAGUCAAUAAUUAUAUAAACAUAAUUAAAAAACUUUAGGUUAACAUUUGACUUUUAAAAAUAUAUAUAAACUUAUAUAAUAUACAAUUGAAUCUAUAUGUAAAUUAGUUAACAAAAGAAAAAAAAAUACAACUGUCACUAGAUUAGAAGAAAAUGAAAACUAAAUAAAAAAAAAAACCGCCCGCGCUCUCCCCACAGCUAAAACAAAUGAAAUAGACUUUUAAUUUAUAAAAA